Messenger RNA from Gadus chalcogrammus (walleye pollock), 2733 nucleotides. RefSeq names its product N-myc downstream regulated 1a (gene ndrg1a). Gene Ontology annotation, cellular component: cytoplasm. Bases 168 to 1364 code for a protein of 398 amino acids. Gene Ontology annotation, biological process: signal transduction. Lineage: Eukaryota; Metazoa; Chordata; Actinopteri; Gadiformes; Gadidae. The record is from RefSeq and is a predicted model, not a curated record. The transcript has 16 exons.
GUGCGCCCGUGCUCCUCAGCACGUCAAAACAACAGAGCGAGGCCCUGUCGGUGGAAGACAACACGUCGAGAAAGAGACGCGGCGUUACUUGUGAGGAGUUUUUGUGUCGAGUCGGUCAUCUGAGGACAAUCAAAACCCGUAAUCGAAAGGCUACCCAGCUCAUUGAAAUGGAUGACAUCCAUUUGGUCGAGUCCAAGCCCCUGCUGGUGGACAGGGAGCUGCCGGGCUUGAGAGAGGCUGUGCAGCAACUUAUGAUCAAGGAGCACGACGUGGAGACCCCCUACGGGAGGAUCCACUGCUCCAUGAAGGGCGUGCCCAAGGGCGACCGGCCUGUCAUCCUCACCUUCCACGACAUCGGCCUGAACCACAAGACCUGCUGGAACCCGGUGUUCAGCCACGAGGACAUGCAGGAGAUCAUGCAGCACUUUGCCGUGGUCCACGUGGACGCGCCAGGCCAGCACGAGGGGGCCAACACCUUCUCCAACGGGUAUGAGUAUCCCUCUAUGGACCAGCUUGCUGAGACCCUCCCCGCGGUCCUGAAGCACUUUGGGCUGAAGAGCGUGAUUGGCAUGGGCAUCGGCGCCGGGGCGUACAUCCUGACCAGAUUUGCUCUGGACUACCCCGCCAUGGUGGAGGGCCUGGUACUGAUCAACAUCAACCCCUGUGCUGAGGGCUGGAUGGACUGGGCCGCACACAAGAUCACAGGCUGGGCCCACGCUCUGCCAGACAUGAUCAUUUCCCAUCUCUUCGGAACGGAGGAAAUCUCCAACAACCAUGACCUGAUCGGAACCUACCGCCACCACAUCAUGAACGACAUGAACCACUACAACCUGCAACACUUUGUCAGGGCCUACACCAGCCGUAGGGACCUGGAGAUCGAGAGACCCAUCCCAGGAAGCCCCAUCAACCCCAGAACGCUGAAGUGCCCUUCCCUGCUAGUGGUCGGGGACAACUCCCCUGCUGUUGAGGCCGUGGUCGAUUGCAACACCAAGCUGGACCCCACCAAGACCACUCUGCUGAAGAUGGCUGAUUGUGGAGGCUUGCCCAUGGUCGACCAGCCCGCGAAACUGACAGAGGCAUUCAAGUACUUCAUCCAGGGCAUGGGAUACAUGCCCUCCGCCAGCAUGACCCGCCUGGUCCGCUCGCGAACCGCCUCGGGCUCGAGCGUCGCCUCCUUCGACGGCAACCGCUCGCGCUCGCACACCAACGACGGCAACCGCUCGCGCUCGCACACCAACGACGGCACGCGCUCACGCAGCCAGACGACGGAGCACCCGCAGCGCGGCCGCUCCCACACGGACACCAUGGACGGCUCCGGCAGCUCGGACCAGGCCGUGCUCAAGUCCACCGAAGUGUCCUGUUAGGCUAGUCGUAGCGGUAGCGCUAGCAGAGGAAGACGACCGUAGCCCCGUACACCCAGCCCUCGGCCUUGCUGCGCUGCCACCAAACUGUCAGAACGGGGCACACACACAACACACACGAAGAGCCAGAGGGACAUCGCCUCCCCCUGGCUCUAUAAGAAACAGCAACGCACAAAUACCUUUGUACGUUUUGUACCGUAUUUCUGAUUCCCUGCAAAUUACAGAAUACAUUUUAAGAUGAGAACACACACCCAAAGUUUGUAGGGUGGGUUAAUCAUCACUCAUGCAUUGUUAUUCCCCACAACAUUUGAUCACAAAAACAACACAAUUCUCGCUCUUGGCUCUGUGAGUAGCUAGGGACAGCGCAGCAUAGGACCAACCUUAAAGGAGAACUCUUCCUUUCUUUCUCUCUCUAAGUACACCAGCUUGUACACAUAAAUCGCGUUUCAUCUUUCAUACACCAAUAAUUUCCCUGUCAUUUUUUUGACCUUGUUAAAUGGUCCAUAGUGUUCAACCACACUUAACCAGCUCUCAGCCUCUCCCCCACCCUGGCUUUCUCAAAUAGGCCUAUACCCUUAUCUUGAUUGUCAAUGAGUUUUGAAUGUUUUAAUUUCUUUCUUGCUGCAAUCUCUCUUUACUUUGCAUGUUUUAUGUGUUUUGGUUUUUGUUUGCAUAGAAGCCGAGGUUGUAGAUGUGGAGCAAAAGAGAGAGAAUGAGGGGGCGUUUCAUGCCAAAAAAAAGGCAGUUUCAUUCACAGAUUUACUUGAUGUCUUUGAAAACGUAAGGGACCAGAUUUAAGUAUGUUGUGUAUAUAUAAAGUAUGUAACCCCUAUGCUAAUGACUCCUUUGUUUUGGGGAUAUUAUGUCAAUUUUGUUUUUGAACAUAUAUCUGUCCAUGUUAACAACAAUCUAGGAGAUGUAUUUGUCUCUCUAUUGUCUCUAUUUACUUAAAUUUACUGAAAAUCUGCAUUGACAUUCCGAAUCAGAUGUUUGACGUUUGGUUGUGACUUUCUUUUGUGACUUUUUUUAAUUUGUAGAACGUUGUAGGACUUUCCAAUUUAUUUUUAACCAAUUUAAUGCUUUGCAAAACAAGUUCAAAAACAGGCACAUACUAAAAACUCUGCAUUUAUUAUGCUUUGUUAACUGAUCAGGGUUGCAGACAUGAAUCAGUUCAUUGUUUAAUAGGUUUCUUUUGUGAUGAUUUCUAUGCAAUCAAGCACAAAGGAACAAAAAUGUGCCAUGGUGUUGCUUACUUUUUUUUUUGAGGUGACACUUCUGUUGUUUUGGAUGAUGGAAGGGUGAACUGGUCGAUCAAAAUGUAAACUGAAGGAUAGCCGUAGCACUAACAGGACACCCACCCCCCCUACCAUCC